Messenger RNA from Strongylocentrotus purpuratus (purple sea urchin), 3201 nucleotides. Its product is annotated as sushi, von Willebrand factor type A, EGF and pentraxin domain-containing protein 1-like. The record is from RefSeq and is a predicted model, not a curated record. Lineage: Eukaryota; Metazoa; Echinodermata; Echinoidea; Camarodonta; Strongylocentrotidae. Bases 128 to 2281 code for a protein of 717 amino acids. The transcript has 11 exons.
GAUUCGUGAGGUUUAAAACAGGUUAGGGCACGUAUGCUGAGGGUCACAUAUCACUUCUCUUUCUCUUCCUCGACAUAUUAAAAUAAAUGCAAUUUGAUCAGCGUUCUGAACCCGACAUUGAUACAAGAUGAAAACGACAUCCAUCAUUCUUUGCCUUUUAUGCAUCACCCUUUUCCACGCCACAGAUGCAGGCCGUCGUCGGCGGCGUCGUCGAUCAGACCCACCUCCACCACCUCCUCCACCCUCAAAUACGGCUCCCAGAUUUUACAACUGCCCGCAGUCCCUCCCUGUCCAGUAUACUACUACCUCCACUGCGGUAGUCACGUGGGUUGAACCAACAUGCACAGACACAGAAUCGUCAUGUACAGUGAGCCGAAGUGGUCCUCCAUCAGGGUCAUCUUUCGCCGAAGGAACACACAGCAUCGCAUACACUGCCACUGACACUAGUGGAAAGUCUGCAUCUUGUACCGUCUCCUUUACUGUCAAUGUGAUCCGCUGCAGUAAUCCUAGUUCUCCUCAACACUGCACCAUGAGUUGCACCAAGUCCAACUCUGUAGGCUCAGUUUGUACAUACCAGUGUGCCACUGGACUGACUCUAUCGGGGUCAUCUCAACGUGUUUGCCAAGAGGUUAGUGGUAACGCUGCCCAGUGGACCGGCACCCAACCCGCAUGUACAGAUGAUCAUGCACCAACAAUUUCGCAAUGUCCAAGCUCUUUGGUCGCCCAUCGGACUGAGUACUGGGGAGUGGAAGUCACAUUCUCAAUACCAACGGCUACGGACAAUUUCGAUCAGACACUGCAGACAUGGACAGUUCCUGCGGACCUCACAUCGCCUUACAACUUCACUGCGGAUACUAUUUGCGAGUUUCACUUCCAGGACGAUGCGGGGAAUGCUGCCUCGUGUACUUUUGAUGUCGAGAUACACGAUACGGUUGUACCUGAAUUUUUAACGUGCCCACUAGACCAAAGUUUGCGGACAAGCUUGGAUAUGACCCCAGUGACCUGGGAUGAACCAACAUAUAGGGAAAUCCACGGAGAUGAGGUGCGACUCGUCUGUAACUAUGGUAGUAACAGCGUUCUGUUGCCAUGGGGAAAUAAUAAUGUGAUCUACACCGCUACUAAUAUGAAGAAUGGACUGAGUGGGAUCUGCGACUUCUAUGUCAAUAUCGAACCAAUGCCAUGUCUAAAGCUUCGCACACCUGGGCACGGCGCCAUAUCUUGUGAUACCUGGGCCUACGGUCGAUACUGUAGCAUGUCCUGUAAUGAUAACUAUGACAUCCCUGCUCCUAGUCCAUUCCAACCUGCUACCGAUGUGUUCACAUGCGGCUCAUCUGGACAGUGGAAUCCUACCUCGUAUGUGCCUGACUGCUCACAAAUGCGAGACCCCACUAAAAUCAACCUUCCGACAGACCUGCUCUACUACAGUGGUCAGUGUGGUAGUCCAGCCACCUUGUCCGACAUCGCACAGUCCUUCAUCGAGACUAUCGAGAAGUCCGUCCACAGUGACAUCUGCAAAAUGAAUGAGGACUGUACGGUCGACAAUGUCGUCAUCACCUGUGGCUGGCCGACCCGUCGUCGGAGAAAGCGUGCACUGGUCGGACGACGUCUACGUCACAGUGCGAAAGAUUCGCCUCAGGUAGAAGACAUCGAAAAGACUACUGAUGACAUCGAAGAAAGUAUAUUCGAAGGCCUCCAGGAGAUGCGCAUCUCGAUGAAGUUAGGUGUCGGUGUAUCUAAAGUCAAUGACAUAAAGGUGGCACAGAAGAAGCUUCAGGAUCUAGCAAGAGAAGUGUUGAACAUUACCGUCUCUGGAGAUAGCGGAAGGUUCAGCUUCUUCAUGGAACCUCAUUCUGAAGGUGAAGAUGCGCCCGACGCCUACUUAUUGAUCAACGAACACUACAUAGAUUGCCCUGAUGGUUACGUUGCUGGUCGCAAUAACACCAAAUGUGUCUCUUGUACGACUGGUCACCACUACGACACCGAAUCUAGGGCGUGUCACCAAUGUGGUUAUGGACUCUACCAGGACGAGUAUGGCCAGGUGAGCUGCAAGUCAUGUGACACUGGUCAGUCUACCAAACACAAGGGCAGUCCCAGCAAGUCUGAUUGUGAAGAUCAAUGCGAAGCAGGCCGAUUUUCAACAUCCGGCUUAUCUCCUUGUAUCCAAUGCCCCCUGCACACGUUCCAGUCGCUGAUUGGACAGACGAUGUGCUUUGAAUGCCCGGAUGGAAGAAAGACAUGGAACAGAGGAGCAUCAGACGUAGAGCAAUGUGUCCAUAUCUAACGCGGAUGAGAAAAGAUAACUCCCAAAUGAGAUGUUUUCCGUUUAAAAAAGGUUUCCAUCCAUUCACUCCAUACUCUCUUCAGGUUUUAGUCUGAGGGAAACGGCCAAUGAAGAAUGCACGAACUAUUGACAUAAAACAUGAUUAUAAUACUUCUGCAGGGCCAUAUUUUAUAAGACUUAUGACAAAUUAAAAAGUUUUUUGUUACGAAGGUAUAGGUAUGAGACAUGGCAGGAGUGUGAAGAUUCACCGGUUUCAGAAGCAAGUAUUGCUUGUUUAAAUCAUUCUCUGUUGUAUAAUUCUUCAAUGCUUUACAAGUUGCUUAGUCAUUUUCAGAUUAUCAUUAGUCGGAUUUAUUGAAUUAAAAAUAUCAAAAUUUUAAGUGAUCGUAACUGCGAAAUAUAUUACUAACAUUCAAUUAUCAGUCACCACUACUUCCCCCCAAAAUAAAGAGAACAAACAACAGUCAGAUUGUAAAUGCAAAAUUGUAUAUACAAGCAAAUUGAUGGGAUAACCCUUUGAAAUCUGUUUGCCAUAAACUUUAAAACUUGAAAAUUGUAAAUGCAAAAUGACGCCUUUUGAUUUCUUUAACACUACAGGAAUAUUUCGUUUAAAAUAUGUAAUAAACUAAAUACUGCAUAUGGGCAUAAGAUACUUGGUAUAGAAGAAGAAAUCUCUCGUAAAGUAACGUAUCAAAUAAAGUACAAGAAUGCCGAGGAUCAAACCAUAAUUUUCACUCAGUUAUAGCAUAACUUUAAGGUAUACAUUACCGUCUGCAGUGUUGCGUUAUUAUUUUCAGUUCUUAGAUAUUCAACUAUUCUGUCUUUUAUACGAACUUAAUACAUUGUUUCUGUGCCAAUUACUGAAUUUAUAUGUAUCUUGUACAUGAUUGAAACGGAAAUAAAUAAAUCUAAUUAAAUGA